GUUCCUGUAGCGCAACCAUCCGCAGCAUCAUGGCGGAGAGAAGCCACUUAUCUGCGGCUCCGGCUACCGGCCACAGUCCGCAAGCGGGAACCACAGCCAGCUGGCCAAUUGUCAAGGAGGCGUACGAGCUGCAGGAUGUUAUAGGCAGUGGAGCCACAGCAGUAGUCCAGGCUGCUCUCUGCCUCCCUCGACAAGAACGUGUGGCCAUCAAGAGAAUCAACCUGGAGAAAUGCCAGACUAGCAUGGAUGAACUACUGAAAGAAAUCCAAGCCAUGAGCCAGUGCAGCCAUCCGAAUGUAGUGACCUAUUUUACCUCAUUUGUGGUGAAGGAUGAGCUUUGGUUGGUUAUGAAACUUAUGAGUGGAGGAUCAGUAUUGGACAUUAUAAAGCACACAUGUAGCAAAGGAGAGCACAAAAAUAGCGUACUGGAUGAAGCCACGAUAGCUACUAUUUUAAAAGAGGUCUUAGAGGGUCUUGAUUACCUGCACAGAAAUGGACAAAUUCACAGGGAUGUGAAAGCUGGGAACAUCCUGCUGGGAGAGGACGGCUCAGUGCAGAUAGCAGACUUCGGUGUGAGUGCAUUUCUGUCGACCGGAGGAGACGUAACCAGACAUAAAGUUAGGAAAACGUUUGUGGGAACUCCAUGUUGGAUGGCUCCAGAAGUGAUGGAACAGGAUUUUGCAAUACUGCCACGUGCAGGAACAGGCAGACAGAUGCAAAUGCAGAUGGAGAAAUUAGGGUGUCAUGGAUGGUCAGGCGAUCAACAAACAGGAUAUCAAAGGCAAGACAAUCUCAAAGCCACUGGGCAAAAAGAGGUCAAUAACGUAAGCACGAGCAGAGUGAUAAACAGGUUUGGUCUCGUCACGAACACAAGGAAUGGCAUGUAUACUUCACAAAGAGUACGAGGUUAUGAUUUCAAAGCUGACAUUUGGAGUUUUGGGAUCACUGCCAUAGAAUUGGCCACAGGAUCUGCACCCUAUCAUCGAUACCCACCUAUGAAGGUCUUAAUGCUGACACUGCAGAAUGAUCCCCCAACCUUAGAGACAGAAGUGGAGGAUAAAGAGAUGCUCAAGAAAUAUGGGAAAUCUUUUAGGAAAUUAAUAACUCUGUGCCUUCAAAAGGACCCGACUAAGAGGCCAACUGCGUCAGAACUUUUGAAAUGUAAAUUCUUCCAAAAAGCCAAGAACCGGGAAUACUUGAUUGAAAAGCUGCUUUGUAAAGGACCAAAUAUAAGCCAAAGAGCUAAAAAGGUGCCAGUGGAGAGGCACAGGAAUGCUGGCCUGCCGGUGUGUUCAGAGAGAGAGCAUGACGCUGGGAGAAGGGUGAGACGAGUGCCAGGAUCAAGCGGUCGCUUGCACAAGACAGAGGAUGGAGACUGGGAAUGGAGUGAUGAUGAGAUGGAUGAAAGGAGUGAAGAAGGGAAGGCAGCUGUCAAUCAAGGAAGGUCACGGAGGGUCAAAGAUGAAAACCAGCAUGGGGAAGUGAAUGCCAACAAUGUCCCUAUAGAAGGCCUGUCCAUUCAGCAUCCCCAGAUUCAACCUCUGGAAAAAAGCCCAAGUACUCAGGAGGCUCUGAACAUGGUCCUGAGGCUAAGGAAUUCGAGGAAGGAGUUGAAUGACAUACGGUUUGAAUUCACUCCAGGCCGAGAUACUGCUGACGGUGUUUCUCAGGAGCUGUUUUCCGCUGGUCUAGUCAAUGGACACGAUGUUGUAGUUGUUGCUGCUAACCUUCAGAAAAUUGUAGAAGACCCUGUUACUUACAAGGUGUUGACCUUUAAACUGGCAUCUGGCUGUGACAGCACAGAGAUCCCUGACGAGGUGAAGCUAAUUGGCUUUGCCCAGCUCAGUGUUACCUGAUGGCGUACCUCUGAGGGUGGAGGAAGAGGAUGCGAGGAGGAAGACGGCUUUGAACAGAGAGACUGAAUGCUCAAGAAAGUGCAGAUUGGGGGUUUAGGAGCCAUCUUCAGCUUACUCCAAGCUCAAGCUCAUCUCUCAGCUCUAUCCUCUUUUUAAUUACCUUCUAACUGUCAAUAACUAAGCAUUGUCAAUAACUAAACACACACACACAUACAGUCAGCUUCCCUUGCCCUACAUUCUGCUCCUGCAAUGUCUUUCCUCAACAUUCCACCUCCCUCUCCCCUCAGCCCUGCUAACUUGAUGCUCUCAGGUGGCUAUAGCCAGCAAUCACAAAAAUGAAUUAGAGUUUAUCUCUUUAUAAUUGUUACGUUUGCUUUCAACAAAGCUAUUAUUUUAUUAUUAUUAUUUAUUGGGAAAAGCCUUCAAUUUCCUUUCCUUGGUUUCAAAGAUGAACUUUUUUGAUGUGCACAUAAACACUGCAAAUCUUGCUGUUAAGUCAGUUAAUUGAAGUCCUCCUUUCUUCCAAAUGUACUUUAUCUUAAUUAUGAGAAAAAAUAAGCACAUUAUUAUUCAUGAUUCUAUAAUGAACACUUUUAAAAGUGAACUGUACUGUAUGUACACAAAAUAUUUAAUCCACUAAGAACGAAUGAAACCGUUUCCCCCCCACAGGAAGUAGGAGGCGAGAACUGAAUGCUGCCACGUGCAAAUGUACUUGCUUAUUUUUCAGGACAGUGUUGACGCUUAACUGCUAGAGGUGCCUUGUUCAUUAAUCCGUGCCUAAGAACACAGGUAACAAGCCGAAGCUGUUUUAAGCAUAGACUGCUUUAUGUUGUUAAACCAAGCAGAAUUGCUUUCCAGCUGAUCGCUCCAUUUAAAAGUAUUUUCACUGGCAAAUGGCUUAUGUUGAAAUGACAAAGCUUUAAUGCACUUUGAUUUUGGAUUGUGCACUGUACACAUGCUUCUCCCCUGGAAAACCUCCAGAUUUAACCUCUAAAGCUUUGUUUUAUGACAAAGGUCAUUAUAACUGUAAUGCACACCUGAACUGUGAUAUGAUGGGGGGAAAAAGCCAGCUGCUGAGUAUAAAGUAGUAGCCAGGAUAUCCCGCUGCAUUAGCCAGCAUGCAUCCGUCUGAUUUUUAUAACAGAAAGAGGUUCAUAACCAAAAGAUGUCUACUGUAUGGGAGAUUAGUCAUUAUUCCAAAAACAAGUACAGUAAUUCCAGAUUACUCCAUUUUCAACUGUACUUGAAAAUAUAUGCUUAAUAUUACAAUAAAUAUUAUUUUAUGAA
Messenger RNA from Ictalurus furcatus (blue catfish), 3143 nucleotides. It is a transcript of the gene stk39, whose product is annotated as serine threonine kinase 39. Gene Ontology annotation, biological process: protein phosphorylation. The record is from RefSeq and is a predicted model, not a curated record. Bases 30 to 1856 code for a protein of 608 amino acids. The transcript is spliced from 21 exons. Lineage: Eukaryota; Metazoa; Chordata; Actinopteri; Siluriformes; Ictaluridae. Gene Ontology annotation, molecular function: protein serine/threonine kinase activity; ATP binding.